Molecule: messenger RNA, 1170 nt
Organism: Histoplasma mississippiense
Lineage: Eukaryota; Fungi; Ascomycota; Eurotiomycetes; Onygenales; Ajellomycetaceae
Exons: 3
Coding region: 1-1170 (389 amino acids)
Biological process (GO): protein geranylgeranylation; protein farnesylation
Cellular component (GO): protein farnesyltransferase complex; CAAX-protein geranylgeranyltransferase complex; cytoplasm
Molecular function (GO): protein farnesyltransferase activity; CAAX-protein geranylgeranyltransferase activity
Source: RefSeq, a predicted model, not a curated record
AUGAGCAAAUAUUCCACACCAGCCUGGGCCUCCAUAUCUCCCAUCCCGCUCGAUGAUGGUUCAACUUACUAUGACAAUGACGGCCCAGGGCAGCAACGAGAAAGCACGAGUAGAAAUGGGACGUACCCGCUCGCCACAAUCGCCUACGCGCCCGAGUACGAAGAGGCAACCUCGUACCUGCGGGCUGUUAUGGCGGAAAAUGAAAUGUCAGAGCGCGCGCUGGAGCUGACGGGGGAUGUGAUCUUGAUGAAUCCGGCGCAUUAUACGGCAUUGAAGAAGGAUCUCAACGAGGAGCUUGCAUGGGUUAAUAAACUCGCAUUGCAGUAUUUGAAGAAUUAUCAAAUAUGGCACCACCGCCAACUCAUCAUGUCCAACUCCCAAUCAUUCCCAACCCUCCCAGCCAACGAACAGCAAUUCCUCAUGCAGAUGCUCGCGCUCGACUCCAAAAACUACCACGUCUGGACCUACCGCCACUGGCUGGUCCGCCACUUCAAGCUCUGGGACCACCCGCAGGAACUGGCCGACGUCGAAGCACUCAUCGACCAAGACGUCCGCAACAACUCCGCCUGGAACCACCGGUGGACGCUGAAAUUCGGCCCGCGCGGCGCCGUCGAUAGUGGCAUGCCGCUCGGCGUCGACGACGACGACGACGACGACGACGAUGACGACGAACGGCGCAGCUGCCACAACAAGGGCAGCCUCGUCGUCGUGGACGAAGAGCUCAUCGAUGCGGAGCUUGCGUAUGCGAAGACCAAGAUCCUCCUCGCGCCCGAGAACAGGAGUCCCUGGGCCUACGCGCGGGGUGUGCUGCGGGCUGCGGGGAGACCGUUAGCGGAGCUUAAGGGGUUUGCGGCCAAGUUUGUUUUGGAGGAGCAGGUGGCGGAGGUGGUGGAGGGCGAUGGGGCUGGGGCUGGGGCUGUGUGGCGGGUUAAGAGCAGUUUGGCUCUGGAGUGGUUGGCGGAUGUAUAUACCCAGGAGGCGGAGGAGGAGGAGGAGGGGGAGGAGGAGGGGGAGGAAAGGGACGCGGAGGAAGAGAAGAAGGAGAAGAAGAAGAAGGCCGAGGCGGCUAGGAUGCUUACGCUGCUGAAGGAUAAGUAUGACCCGAUCCGCAGUAAUUACUGGGCGUAUCGCCUUCGGAUGCUUGAUGGGGAGUCCGUUGCGGUGGCCUAA